Aplysia californica (California sea hare) is the source of this 6855-nucleotide messenger RNA. RefSeq names its product putative molluscan insulin-related peptide(s) receptor. Gene Ontology annotation, cellular component: axon; insulin receptor complex; membrane. The record is from RefSeq and is a predicted model, not a curated record. Gene Ontology annotation, molecular function: insulin receptor activity; insulin receptor substrate binding; ATP binding. Lineage: Eukaryota; Metazoa; Mollusca; Gastropoda; Aplysiida; Aplysiidae. Gene Ontology annotation, biological process: positive regulation of kinase activity; protein phosphorylation; multicellular organism development.
GGUGUAGGCCUAUGUUGUAGCCUCUAAAGUGGAGUGUGCUAGGAAAUCAAAGGAUGUACAUACGAUAUUGAUACUGACUCCGGUGUCGCCCUUCCCUUGUGCUUGGACACUGGUCAAAAAAGCCAGGUGGAGAUGUUUGCGCUGUGUCAGCAUCCUGCUAUGAGGCCCAGUAUGAAGAGGCGGUCAAGGCUCACCCACGUUCGACCAGGACAGUAGCGGGCGUCGAAUCUCUGCUCAAAUUACACGCCUACCCGGUUCUAUUGUUAUAAUCAUUAUUGUUAUUAUCAUUAUUAUUAUCAUAGCUCAGCAUUAAUGUUCUGCUCGGUGAUUGUUUUUUGCAACCCUUGGAUUGUGGGGUAACAGCUGGCGAUGCUGGGUCGCUUGUCAACGUCAUCUCGUUAUUGUCAACAUUAUUGCAUUCACUUCUGUUCUUUUCGAAUCAAGACAACGCAUCUUUGUGACUACCGCUUGUCUCGAGCGGGCCUGUGGUGUGAAAAAUUCUGAUGCGCAAAGGCCUCAUUUGUAAUUUUAUGAAUGCUGGAAUUUAAAAUGCGCUGUUCGGAUAUUUCUAUGUGGAUUAUCACGUGGAGCCUGCAGUUGUUGAUGUGCGCGUGGUCGCGUUUUUCUGACUUUCCGAAAACGUGAUAUAUAAUAAGCGAGUAAUAAUUCAGUGUCUGUGCAGUUUCUGUUACAAGAACUCAUUUUGUGAAGGACGGAUUGUUUUUGUGUGUGUGUAACGAAAGGAUUGUGGUUGGGACCCGGCGCUGCCUUUGGGUGGCGGCGCACACUCUGUCCCCAAUGGCGCCGCGCAAGUGGUGGAUGUUGCUGCUGCUGUUGCUGCUGCUGCUGGUGAUGGAGCCGCCCCUGUUGACCUUCCGUGGAGUAGAUGCGGUGUCGUGCGGGGACCGGGCCGUCAAGGUGCCGGAGGAGGCUAAAGAUGGGGUGUGCUCGGACAUGCAGAUACGGAACGGCGUGAAAAACCUGGAGGCUCUGACCAACUGUUCGGUGAUCCAGGGCUCUCUGCACAUCUCUCUCAUGGACAAUGUGGCUCCGGAGGAAUUUGAGAAGUACAGCUUGCAACUGUGCCGGCGGUCAGCCGUGCGGAGAGGAUGGGACGUGCUGCCACCCGUACUGCCUCGGGGGUUGCUCGGGGCCCUCCGCCUCUGACUGCUUCGCCUGCAAGAACGUGCUGUUCCAGGGAGAGUGCCACCCGGUCUGCCCGCACGGCACCUACAAGUUGUCGGACCACAGCUGCUUGACGGACAAACAGUGCCUGAGCCUGUCCCCGGUCUCGGGCAGUGGAGGGGAGGAGUCCAAGUCUGGGCCCAAGCUCCUGGAGGGGAGCCAAGGCCAGCCCAGCCUGUGUGUGUUUGACUGCCCCGUGGGCUACAAGGUGGACGAGUCCAAGGAUCAGAAGAUUCCUCGCUGUGUGCUUUGUGGGGGAUUCUGUCCUAAAGUAUGUAACAGUACUAUAGUGCACAGCAUUGAGGACUCAAAGCGUCUCUUUGGCUGCAGCAAAGUCAGUGGCAACCUGGAUAUCCAGAUUAUGAGUGGAGAAAACAUUGACAAAGAGCUGACCAAGAACAUGGGAGGUAUUCGCGAGGUGACCGGCUACAUCAAGAUCAUGAGGUCGUACGCCUUGCUCACCCUCCACUUCUUCAAAGGUUUAGAGAUCAUUGGAGGAGAGCAGUUGGCACUAAACCUGUACAGCCUGCUGGUAGUGGACAACUCCAAUCUGUUGGAGAUCUUCCCGCAAGAGCAAAUGAACAAGAUGGCUAUCAGAAAGGGUAGGGUCAGUUUCCAUGGCAAUCGUAAGCUUUGCUUUGGAAAAAUCUCAAACUUCACGGCUAAGGUGGGAGUGCGUCCGCAGCUUGACAGCAAAGGGAUUAACGUGGACAUCAGCAAUACCACGAAUGGUGACCUCAUACCUUGCCUCCAUGUUCCCCUUAACGUGGUGGUGACGAAGAUUGCUCCCAUCAUGGUUGUCCUGAAGUGGGAAAGAUACCAUGGUGGGGAUGCCAGGCAGCUCAUCAACUACAUCAUACAUUACAAGAAAGUAACUGAACCAGUGGUAGACUUGUAUGCUGGCCGGGAUGCGUGCUCGGAGACAGAGUGGUCCACCCAGGAUGUGCAGCCCUCCCCCAUUGGCAACGUCUCCUCCUAUGAGUAUUCUUUCCUCCACCUGGAGCCCUUCACCAAGUACGCCGUCUACAUCCAAGCCUACACUUUGCCCACAGCCAGUGUUGCUUCACAGUCGAAGGUGAUCUAUAUCAAGACCAGCCCCGCGGUACCAUCAGAACCUCUGAAUCUGGAGGUCAAGUCCAAUGGACCUCAUGAGCUGACCGUCAAGUGGCAGCCACCCAAAAAACCUAAUGGCCGGGUGACCCACUACAAAGUCUUCUACAAUGCUCAGAAGUUCAAUGGAGAGGGUUUUCAGAAGAGAGAUUUCUGUGAUAACCCGAUGAGGAACACACGAGAGAUUGAGGCAGAAAAAGAGAAGCGUCGUCUGGCGCAGCUGAAGACGGAGAAGGAGGCCCAGGAGCAGCUGCCGCACCAGUGCUGUGCCUGCCCUAAGUCCAAGGAACAGGUGGAGCGGGAGAAGGAGGACCGCCAAAGGGAGAUCUCCUUCGAGAACGAGCUGCACAACGCUGUCUACACCAAGAAGUGGAGAACGGAGUGUCUGGACAAGGAUGCAGAAUUUGAGCUGCCAGACAUGGAGCUGGGCAACCGUCGUGUGCGCCGCCAGGCCAUGGUUUACAAUGACGGCCUGGACUUUGACCGGCCGCUGACCAGCAAGGAUGUGAACAUGAACAGCAUGUAUGGUGGCUAUGACAGUAGUGAAAUUUUCGGCUUUAAGCCCAGACCGGCGGUGGUGAACACUGGCUCUGGUGGUGCUAGCGGAGGAGGUGGUAAUGUGGGUGGAGGUAGUGGUGGUGUAACGGUCAUUGCGGGUACCACCACCAUCAGCACCACGGCUGGCGGGAAGUAUGUGACCAGCACUGCCCGCUUCACCACGGCGGGCCCUGAGGUGGAGAAGGCCAAUGCCAGCGUGAUCAACGCGACGGUGGCCUCUGUGGUGGUCCAUGAGGUCAUCAUCUAUGACACCGAGGUCCAGCUCAGUGACCUGCAGCACUUCCAGAACUACAACAUUGAGGUUAUUGCCUGCCAUGAGACCAACCCAGACACAGGAGAGAAGCUGUGCGGGACCGGGGCUAUCACUACAGAACAGACAAAGCCUGAUCCUAAAUCUGACAACAUCAACGUGUCAUCCGUUCACAUCGAGCUCAUGUCCAACAAAACUGGAGAAGUGCUCAUCAAGUGGUCUCCACCUAAGCAGCCCAAUGGCCUUAUCCUGAAGUACAACGUGCAGUACCAACAGCUGGAUCUGGACAGAGAAACUAUACCGGAGACAGUGUGCGUGAGCACUCGCCGUUACCUCAACGCCAGCGGAGGUCACCGCCUCCCGGGCCUGGCCCCGGGCAACUACUCUCUCAAGAUAAUGGCUCACUCCCUGGCAGGCAACGGGAGCUUCACACCGGCAGUCUUCUUUUCUAUACCGCAUGUCGCAGGUCCUGAUGAGAAUAACACUGGGACAGUUGUUGCCAUCUUCUUAGUUGUUGCGACUCUGUUUGCCAUCGUAAUUGUCGUUGCAGUUUACAGAUACUUCAGAUGGAAAAAGAAACAGGCAGAGACGAUGGUUUCUCAAAAUCCUUACUACAUGCCCACUGGUGAAUUGUACAUUCCUGAUGAGUGGGAGAUGCCACGUGACAACAUUCGGCUCAUUAAGGAGUUGGGCCAGGGCUCGUUUGGCACUGUGUGUGAGGGCCAGAUGUACAACCCACACACCAAGACACAUAUCAGCGUGGCCAUCAAGACUGUCAAUGACAAAGCUGAUUUUCACGAGAGGAUCAAAAUCCUGACCGAAGCAACCACCAUGAAGGUGUUUGAGUGCCACCACGUUGUGAAGCUGCUGGGCGUGGUCUCCAAGGGUCAGCCGGCGCUGGUGGUCAUGGAGCUGAUGGCUCAGGGCGACCUGCGGAACUACUUGCGCAAGUGUCGGGUGGAUGAGGAGGAAUAUCUGGAGUAUCAUCCGCCCACGACCAACCAGAUCCGACAGAUGGCAGGAGAAAUUGCCGAUGGAAUGGCCUACCUGGCAGACAAAAAAAUUGUGCACAGAGAUCUGGCGGCUCGUAACUGUCUGGUGGCUAAGGAUCUUACCGUGAAAAUAGCAGGUCGUAUGGCGUGGUGCUGUGGGAGAUGGUAACCUUGGCGGAGCAGCCGUACCAGGGCCUGAGUAAUGAGGAGGUCCGUCGUUUCAUCAUGGAAGCUCGCGUGAUGAGUGCGCCCGUUGGAUGUCCCUUAGACUUGUACUGUAUGAUGGAGAAGUGCUGGAAGUACAACCCCAAGCAGCGACCCACCUUCAAGAACCUGAUAGAGCUGCUGGUGCCCUAUCUGAGCAACCAAUUCCGAGAGGUGUCCUACUUCUUCCAGGAGGUCAUCCGCAGUGACGCUGAGGACGAGGAGGACAUGGAGGAAGAGGAGGAGGAGGAUGAUGACGACGACGACGACAACUGCCGGCCAGAAGGAGAGGAGUUUGAGGAUGAGGAUUAUGAGGACGAGGAGGAUGACAUCCCAGAGGCUGAGAGGGACUUCCGGCUGAGGGAUGAGAAGAUGUUGCGCGUUGCUGGUCCGGAUGAAGAUGGGGUAUCGGGAGACAGGAGUCCCAGGUAUAGCUCGCACAGCAGUGAGGAGGAUGAGGAGGCUGAGAGCGAUGCACCGGAGCCCUACUUCCUCAGCUCAGUCUCUGACCCACAAGUCACCGGUGCUGGUGGUGGACCGGCUCGGGCCCUCAGGUCCAGAGAUGGAAGUCGCGGUCGUAGUCAGUCUGGAGAACGGUCACCUCUACUGCUGCACCAGGGAGAUGUGCAGGAACCGUUGCUGUACCCGCCUCCUCCCUCCAUGCCCAGCAGUAGCGGGGGAGGUGUUGCUCCGCAGGCCAUGGAGGAUUUUGACAAUAUCGACGUGGAUGACGAGGAUUCAGACAACAACAGUAACUAUCUCGGCCCAUCCAGGGAUGCGAAGUUUGUGUCGGAACGUUUGAAACUUUUGCCGGGCUCUCCUGCUGGGCCGUCAUCGCGCACCAAGCCUAACAGGCAGGCUGGUCUCGUAUCAGGAAAUGCUGGCGGUCCCCCUCCGAGCAGCUCACUGAGCCCACAGUUGUCGCCGGACUACACGAUAAUGUCUCCCAAGUCGACGCUGUCCUCCUCCCCUCUGGUGCCCCCGAGUCACGAGAAACUUUCCCCCGCGUCUGCCGCCUCGCUGGUGACUCCUCCCCCUGCCCCGUUGUCCACAUUCUCUGUGCCAAACCCCACCCCCUCCUCGGGGUCACGCCAGCCGCCAUUCUCACCGGCCCCACCCCUUGCUGGCACAGGCCCCGCCUCUGUGUCAAAACCUGUGCUGCAGGUGGACAUGGAGGGCGUGGCUCAGCCCCGGGGACUCACCUCCAAACUCUCUGCGUUUGACCGCCCACAAGACUCUGGUGACCUGUACCAAAACAAGCGUCUUACAGAGAAGUCUUUAGGCGGGCCGGCGGCUGCUCCCAUGGGGGCUGGCGGAGACGCCUCCACUUCGGCCUCCUCCGGUGGCAAAAAGCCCAGCAGUAGCAGCAGCAGUAAUAGUGAAUCCAACAGCAUCAGCAACAGCGGCAGUGAGGGUGGCAGUAAAGAGAGCAGCUCCAGCUCAGGCAGCGGUCACCACCGCUUCAACGGCCCCACGGCCAACGGCCACGGCCCCUUCUCCCACCAGCAGGCCGCCCUGUGUUAGCUGAGGGCCCCCUCCAUGCUGGGAAAACAAACAAUUACAGAGUUGAGUUGACAGUUUAUGUUACAUGUGCUCUGUGAAGGACGGACUAAACAAGGUUACUUUACAGCUCGACCAGAACGCACUGACAGAAAUUACUGCCGGAUGCCUCAACUAGAAAAAAAAAAAUAUAGAAGUGAAAUUGUUUAUUUUGACUUCUGCCUGACCUGUAAAGGUAAUUGGUGUAGAAAUGGCUAAGCAGCCUGCCCUCGAAAAAUGUAUAUUAUGCUACCGGGGCGUAGGUAUUUACAAUCAAAAUCACCGUGAAGGAGAUGAUGUUGUAUUUAUUUCCUGACUGGUCUCAAUAAGACUACAGCGUUACAUCUUUUGUUCUUUGCAAGACGAGUGUAUGGUUCUGUGUCUUUAUGGGUGCUUGGUCUGAGCCCCUUUAGCAAUACAAUGAGGUGGAUUGGGCUGUGAUGGGGAGGGGGGAGGGUUGGAUGGGAUGGGAUGUCAGUCAUGGUGAUCAUGUUAUAUACCACCGGUUCGUAAUCCAGCCAAAAAAGGAUGGCAUCUGUCGUUGGCGCAGACGUGCAUAAUGCUUCUGUUCUCCUGCCUGCCCUGUGAGCAGUGUAUCCCGGGUGAUUGUACAUAGACUAUUACCAUAUUUGCUGAACCAGAACAUUCUACAAUCAUUGCUACAUGAAGUACAGAAGUUUCUGCCUAAGGGCAGGAUGAUCAUUAGGAUGCUUCACAAUUACAGUGCGUGCAGACCAAAAACUGCGAACCGAGCUAUAGCCUCGGUGCGGUUAUAAGCAAGUAGCUCAAGCGUGCUCACCAAAAGCUGCGACAGCUAACCGACCUCUAGCUGGUACUCCGCCCGCGGCUGGAUGAAAGCUUGUCUGUUCACACCGAAAGCUGUGUGCUCAAACACAUACCGAGCCAAAUACUAGCUAGAAGCUUGCGGUUACUUGGGCAGUGGGUGCUACGUAAUGUGUAGGCCUACAUCAGUUCAGUGUUGACGAAAAUGGCCAGCACUCCAGAUGAAGGAAGGAA